This is a messenger RNA of Trichoderma reesei QM6a, 1935 nucleotides long. RefSeq lists its product as uncharacterized. The transcript has 3 exons. NCBI's taxonomy places the organism in Eukaryota, Fungi, Ascomycota, Sordariomycetes, Hypocreales, Hypocreaceae. The coding region runs from base 1 to 1935 and encodes 644 amino acids. The record is from RefSeq and is a predicted model, not a curated record.
AUGGCAGAUACGGAGCCGCCACGACGGCGCUUCGUGCCCGUUCCGAUCGAGACGACGUUCCAAUCCUACCGCAAGAAUGUCUACGAUUAUACGUCGCACCAGAGGAUAGGGCCCAAUCCUGAGCUGACCCCGGAGCCCUCGCCUCGAUCUCCUGAGGCGCAAUUCCCGCCUGAGAUGCACAACCGCGAGACGUCGCAAGAGAGGCGCCGCUUUGCCCCCCAGCUCAUCGAGACGUCCAGACGGGUCAGGAGAGUGGGCGACCCCGGGCCGGCCACUCGACCCACGGACAAGACCGACAUUACCCCCUACACAAACCACAUCUACUCGGCCAAGCCAAAGGCGACUCGUCGGCAGCUGGGGCCGGCCGGCGACGACGAGCCGCAGCGCAGUGUGGCACGCCCAUUCCCGCCCACACGGCGCGAGACGGAGGAGGAGGGCGUCCAGGAGUACCUCUUGGACCUGGCGGCUAAACAAGUCGCACGGCAGAUCGAAGAGGUUGCCCUCGCCGCGUUCCCCAACAGCCGCCCCCGCGAGGGUGGUGUGGCUCACUUCUACUUCCGCGAGAGCUCGUCUGACAGCGGCAGCUCGCCCGCGGCUAGCCCCCGGGACGAAGAGGCCGGCCAGUACCGGUUCCGGCGCAAGUCGUCCAACCUGGGGCUGAACUGGUGGCAUAAGCACAUGCAGGAGCAUGCGGCGCGUCUGGAGCAGGACCGAGGGGACGGCAUGGACGUGGACAACGAGGAGGCAGUGGUGAUGGAGGAGGAUCUCGAUGCUGCUGCUGCUGCUGCUGCUGCCGUCGCUGCCUCUGCCGCUGGUGGUGGUGCUGCCUCUGCCGCCCCUCUUAUCCGAUCCGACUCUGAUCUGGACAAGAUGGAGCUGCCGUCCCCUCCCGAUCUGCUGUGGACCACGACCAAGCCCAUGCUGGCUACCGAUUCUCGCCGGUCCUCGGUCGCUGAGCUGCAGCUGGCGCUGGCAGAGGCCAAUCGCGCCGCAGCCCAGGCACAAGCCAAGCUCGUCGCUCCCUCUGCCCAGACGGAUCCCUCAGCCCAGCCGGCUGAGCCCCACCCUCCCGGCCGCCAGGAACCUGGGCCCUUUGGCAGGCCGUUUGGAGGCUUCCGCCAUGUGCCUGAUGCCGACCCCAAGCUGCUUAAGUUGCGCCAGGGCCCGUCUCCCCCCAUGCUGGGUAAGGACCUCGUCUUUCGGCGGUGCCCGUCGCCCAAGUUCACCACGCUCGAGCCCGAGGACCCCUUUGAAGCACACAUGAUUGAGGACCGCGGGCGCGACGUGCCGGGUCAGGCCGGGCUCUGGAGGGGGUACUGCUGCAGGUCGGAAUCAACCGGAGGAUGCAUCGUGCCCCCGGACCUGCACAACCCCAAGCUGAUCCAGACGCCCACCGACCCCAGCUUCCCGGACAAGCACUGCUCGUGUGACGCCGUCGACUCCAGCGUCAUCAGCGAGGAGCCCGCGUCCAUCUUUUCCUCGUCCGACUCUGCGUCGUCGGGCCUGACGACGAGCACCGGCGGGCUCUGGGGCUCUUCCGACCUCAACGGCCUCGGCGAGCGGCUGCAGCGGGAAAAGGCCCAGGCCGAGCGCGACGAGAAGAUCCUGCAAGAGUUUGGCGAGGAUUUUGUCACCCAGGUGUACAACUACCUGUCGCUGGGCUACCCGGCCAUGGCGCGCGGCUUCGACGAGGAGCUGUCGCGCAUCAGCCACAUUGGCAUCGACGAGCUGCGCAGGGACGACGAGAAGCAGAUGGCCAAGGGCCACAUGGUCGAGAUGAAGCUCGACGUGCACGCGCCCGAGGAGGAGAGGUGUCCGCGAUGGGCGGCGCUGCGAGCCUACAUUACCGAGUGGGCGAGGCAGCACCCUGAUCUGGACAAUCUCGACCCGUUGGCCUGGGGCGUGCGCGAGAGGAGAGGCAGCUGGGCCAUCUGA